AUGUCAGUGAAAAGAGUGAAAUUUCUACUGAAUUCAUUGCGGUUUGAUGAUGCUACUACGCGACAAGCACGUCGUACUUUAGACAAAGCUGCGCCAAUAAGAGAAGUUUUAGAUAUGUUUACAAAAAACUAUCUUUUGCCAUAUUUAGUGGGAGAGAAUGUAGUAAUCGAUGAGAUUAUGAUUGGCUUUCGAGGAAAAUGUCCUUUCCGACAGUACAUGAAAUCAAAGCCCGAUAAAUACGGAAUCAAACUUUAUCCACUAGUAGAUGCUGCUACGUUUUACGUCCUAAAUAUUGAACUUUAUGCUGGCAAGCAGCCUGAAGGCCCAUAUCAGGUGAGUAAUGCUGCGUCAGACGUCGUAAAGAGGCUAAUUACACCAAUUUCUGGCACUGGGAGAAACCUUACCGUCGACAAUUGGUAUACCAGUGUGCCGCUGACAAACGAUUUGGCCAAGGAUCAUAAGAUUUCUGUUGUGGGUACCAUCCGCAAAAACAAGAAAGAUAUACCUCCUUGCUUUAUAGAUAAAAAGCAACCCGAAUAUUCAAGUCAAUUUGGAUUUUCAGAUACAGCAACUCUCGUAUCUUACGUGCCUAAAAAGAAAAGAUCUGUAGUUCUUAUAUCAUCACUUCAUUGUGCUGCAGAAAUUGAUGAAAGUACAAAUGAAAAGCGCAAACCCAGCAUAGUUACUUUUUACAAUAAAACAAAGGGCGGUGUCGAUGAAGUUGACAAAAAAGCAUAA
Bactrocera dorsalis (oriental fruit fly) is the source of this 738-nucleotide messenger RNA. RefSeq names its product piggyBac transposable element-derived protein 4-like. The transcript is spliced from 2 exons. The record is from RefSeq and is a predicted model, not a curated record. The coding region runs from base 1 to 738 and encodes 245 amino acids. NCBI's taxonomy places the organism in Eukaryota, Metazoa, Arthropoda, Insecta, Diptera, Tephritidae.